Messenger RNA from Clonostachys byssicola, 489 nucleotides. The record is from the annotation of a GenBank genome assembly. NCBI's taxonomy places the organism in Eukaryota, Fungi, Ascomycota, Sordariomycetes, Hypocreales, Bionectriaceae.
AUGCCCACCCCAAAGACAAUUGGCAUCAAGAACGGCAUAUUGACCUACACUGAACGUCAAGCUGUGCGAGUUGUCACCUUCAACACCUCCGGUCAAAUUGCACUCAUCCACGCCGAAAAAGAGGAUUACUACAAGCUACCAGGCGGCGGGAUUGACCCUGGAGAGGAUCACAUCGUUGCAGUUAAGCGAGAAAUGAAGGAGGAAACUGGAGCAUUGAUUAAAAUUCGUCCCAUCGGCUGUGUUGCAACAACCGAAGAGUACCGUAAUGAUCUCCAUCAGAUCUCUUACUGCUACUGCGCAGAUCUUGUCGACGACUCUGGCGCACCCGAACUGACAGAUCUCGAGAUUGAAGAUCGCCUGGUUCAUCGUUGGGUCUCCGUGGAUGAGGCGAAGAAGCAGAUGGAUGAGGCACAGCCCGCGUCUGAGUUCGGUCGGUUUAUCAGGGAACGUGAUAUCUUUCUCCUUGGGGAGGUUCUUAAAAGAACAUAG